Scophthalmus maximus (turbot) is the source of this 7329-nucleotide messenger RNA. It is a transcript of the gene trpc5a, whose product is annotated as transient receptor potential cation channel, subfamily C, member 5a. The record is from RefSeq and is a predicted model, not a curated record. The coding region runs from base 338 to 3592 and encodes 1084 amino acids. Gene Ontology annotation, molecular function: store-operated calcium channel activity; inositol 1,4,5 trisphosphate binding; protein binding. The transcript is spliced from 18 exons. Lineage: Eukaryota; Metazoa; Chordata; Actinopteri; Pleuronectiformes; Scophthalmidae. Gene Ontology annotation, cellular component: cation channel complex; membrane. Gene Ontology annotation, biological process: calcium ion transmembrane transport; regulation of cytosolic calcium ion concentration; manganese ion transport.
CGUCCGGGCGCCGCAGGACGAGCUGAUCCCGCGGAACCGCGAGGAGAGAAGGGCGUGAGGAAGAGGAGGAGGAGGAGGAAGAGGAGGAGGAGGAGGAGGAGGAUGAAAUCCCGCGAGAGAAGAGGAGGCAGACAGACAGACAGAAACACGCAGAGAGGAGAGAGGAGAGAAACCGCCGCACGUGAGGUGCGCGAGACCCCGGGGGGGAGGAACGGGACUAAUCGUUAAUUUGGAGGAAAAACAACGGUUAUAUGAAUAUAUUUUUGAAAUAUUUUUGAAUUCUUCUUCUUUUGGCCUUUCUUCCCCCAUCAGACGGAGAACGAGCAGACCGUCCAAAAUGAAUCCCAUGACACAGUUGUACUACAAGAAGGCGACGUACUCGCCGUACCGCGACCGCAUCCCGCUGCAGAUCGUCCGGGCCGAGGUGGAGCUGUCUGCAGAGGAGCGGGCGUAUCUCACGGCCGUGGAGAAAGGCGACUAUGCGGGCGUCAAGCACGCGCUGCGCGAGGCGGAGGUCUACUACAACAUGGACGUGAACUGCCUGGACCCGCUGGGCCGCAGCGCGCUGCUCAUCGCCAUCGAGAACGAGAACCUGGAGAUCAUGGAGCUGCUGCUCGACCACGGCAUCCACACGGGCGACGCCCUGCUCUACGCCAUCCGCAAGGAGGUGGUGGGCGCCGUGGAGCUGCUGCUGUCGCACCGCAGGCCCAGCGGCGAGAAGCAGGUUCCCUCGCUGAUGAUGGACAGUCAGUUCUCCGAGUUCACCCCGGACAUUACUCCCAUCAUGCUCGCCGCUCACACCAACAACUACGAGAUCAUCAAGCUGCUCGUCCAGCGGAAGGUCACCAUUCCCAGGCCGCACCAGAUACGAUGUGACUGCGUCGAGUGCGUCUCCAGCUCAGAGGUGGACAGCCUUCGGCAUUCGCGGUCUCGACUCAACAUCUACAAGGCUCUGGCCUCGCCGUCCCUCAUCGCGCUGUCCAGCGAGGACCCCAUCCUCACGGCCUUCCGGCUGGGCUGGGAGCUCAAGGAGCUCAGCAAGGUGGAGAACGAGUUCCGUCAGGAGUACGAGGAGUUGUCCCAGCAGUGCAAGCGCUUCGCCAAAGACCUCCUGGACCAGGCCAGGAGCUCCAGAGAGCUGGAGACCAUCCUGAACCACAGGGACAACGACCAGAGCGAGGAACUGGACCCCCGGCAGUGUCAUGACCUGGCCAAGCUCAAGCUGGCCAUCAAAUACCACCAGAAAGAGUUCGUGGCUCAGCCGAACUGCCAGCAGCUGCUCGCCACGCUGUGGUACGACGGCUUCCCGGGCUGGAGGAGGCGACACUGGGCCGUCAAACUGGUCACGUGCGUCAUCAUCGGACUCCUGUUCCCCUUCUUCUCACUGAUCUACCUGUUGGCGCCGAAGAGCGCGCUGGGCGGCUUCAUCAAGAAGCCCUUCAUCAAGUUCAUCUGCCACACGGCGUCCUACCUGACCUUCCUCUUCCUGCUGCUGCUGGCGUCGCAGCACAUCGCCCGCACCAACCUGCACAUGCAGGGGCCGCCGCCCACCAUCGUGGAGUGGAUGAUCCUGCCCUGGGUGCUCGGGUUCAUCUGGGCGGAGAUCAAGGAGAUGUGGGACGGGGGAUUCACAGAGUACAUCCACGACUGGUGGAACCUGAUGGACUUUGCCAUGAACUCCCUCUACCUCGCCACGAUAUCGCUGAAGAUCGUGGCCUACGUCAAGUACAACUCCUCUCGUCCCAGGGAGGAGUGGGAGAUGUGGCACCCGACGCUGAUCGCCGAGGCCCUGUUCGCCAUCGCCAACAUCUUCAGCUCGCUCAGGCUCAUCUCGCUGUUCACCGCCAACUCUCACCUGGGGCCGCUGCAGAUCUCGCUGGGCAGGAUGCUGCUGGACAUCCUCAAGUUCCUCUUCAUCUACUGUCUGGUGCUGCUGGCGUUCGCCAACGGUCUGAACCAGUUGUACUUCUACUACGAGACCAAGGCGUCGGAGGAGCCGAGCAACUGCAAGGGGAUCCGCUGCGAGCGGCAGAACAACGCCUUCUCAACGUUGUUCGAGACGCUCCAGUCUCUCUUCUGGUCGAUCUUCGGCCUCCUCAACUUGUACGUGACCAACGUGAAGGCCCGCCACGAGUUCACCGAGUUCGUGGGCGCCACCAUGUUCGGGACGUACAACGUCAUCUCGCUGGUGGUGCUGCUCAACAUGCUCAUCGCCAUGAUGAACAACUCCUACCAGCUCAUCGCCGACCACGCCGACAUCGAGUGGAAGUUCGCCCGCACCAAGCUGUGGAUGAGCUACUUCGACGAGGGCGGGACGCUGCCGCCGCCCUUCAACAUCGUCCCGAGCCCCAAGUCCAUCUGGUACCUGCUCAUGUGGCUGCACAACAAGCUGUGCCGCAGGGGCCCGGCGCCCGGCGAGGAGUCGCACAAGUGUGGCAACCUCCGGGAGUUCACGGAACGUCACGCUGACAGUCUGAUACAGAACCAGCAUUACCAGGAAGUGAUCCGGAGCCUGGUGAAGAGAUACGUGGCGGCCAUGAUACGCAGCGCCAAGACGGACGAGGGACUGACGGAGGAAAACUUUAAGGAGUUGAAGCAGGACAUCUCCAGCUUCCGCUACGAGGUCCUGGAUCUCCUCGGCAACCGCCGUCCCCCCCGGCGACACUACUCCUCCUCCAGCGAGGCGACGAGAGACGAAGGCGCCAUGGCCUCGGAGGACGACAGCGAAUCGGGCGACGGCGGCGGUGGAGUUGGAGGCCAAAGGUCAAGGGGCGUGACCUUCAUGACCCCGCCGGAGGACGACCCGAGGCAGGCGCUCGGCGUCUCGGCCCUGGUGCGGUCCAUUUCUGGAAUGACCCGGGCGGAGAGUGGGGGAGAGGGCGAGGAGGGGGAGCUGCAGGAGAGCAUCGGGUGGGGGCAGGAGGAGGAGGAGGAAGAGGAGGGGAAACCAAAGAGCAAUGGGCUGAAGACGACCGUCGUCCCUCCGUCCUCCACCAGCAUCCUCCCCUCGCCGUCCUCGUCCUUCUCCUCGUCCUUCUCGUCGUCGCUCUCUCGCACCAGGAGUCGCCUGCAGCGUCUCUCGGCUCCGGGGGCAAAGACGGACUCCUUCAAGCGCCUCUCCUACAUGUUCUCCCGCUCCAAACGCAAAGCGCCCGCCAUGCCCCUUCCCCUCCAGUCCCCGCCCUCCUACACCAUCUCGGACGGGCUGCUCCGCCCCCUGGGGAGCCACAGCCACGCCGACCUGGGACUCAGCGACGUGACCAGAAGCGAGAUCCACCUGAACGAGGUGGGCCGCUCGGUCGACAUCGGCAACCCGUCGUUCUCGCCGCGGAGAACCAACGGGCGGGACUCGCUCCUCGCGCUGCCCCUCCCGCCCCCGUGCCCCUGCCAAUCCCUGCACUGUGCUUCCAACAUGUCCGAGUCCAGCUCUCGCCUCCUGGACUCCAGCGAGGACGUUUUCCUGGGGGGAGCGGGCGAGGGCCACGUGGGCGGCGGAGGGGUGAUGGUGAUGGGCGGGUGGGUGGGGCCGUGCAACGAUGUCAUAGAGGACAGCUGUGAGGUCAUAGAGGACUCGGUCACCACGCAGCUAUAGGAGGGACGGACAACCGGACUGUUUUUCUUUGUUUGUUUGCAAAAUGGACGAACGCCUUCGGAGCGAGGGAAGCGGAGAGAGAGAGGUGGGAGGGGCGGGGCCAAGAAACCAACGGAUCCCGGAAUUCUUCAAUGCUGCAUUUCCAAGAGCGGAGCCGGUCCCAGGGAUCGGCGCCACCGACGGUCCUCAAAUGGCCGGCGGUCAUGAAGACAGUUUGAUGGAUCUUCCUCCUGGGGAAAGUUCCCCAAUUGAUGUUUAAGUAUCAGCAGUUUCACAGACGUCUUGUCCUCAUGUCGGGGGGAAGACGCAUGUCGCGCUGCGCUCGGCGACGGGGACAGAUCGGUGCGACGGGCCGCGACGCGUCCGUGCAGCCGCACAUCACACCGUCGUGAUCAGGUCAAAGUCAAACGUACGUCUUUCACGAGCAGACUGUCUUCAUGAACGCCGGCCGCAGGAGGACACAGGCGAGGAGAGUACAACUCUUUUUUUUCUUCAAACACGCAUGAUUAUUAUGGAAUUACCAGGAGCCAAAGCAAGUGUUGAGGAGGGGAGUUUUCCUCCGUGGUUGUCAACGCAGCUGCCGUCUGUCCCUUUAACUUCAGCGCAGUUGGAACCUAGAGUGGAAUUAAAUCGUUUUUAAAAAGCACCUCUGGAAUUUUGAAAGAAACGGAAACUGCCAUCGGACUCCAGCCAAACGAAAAGGAACGCGUCCCACCGUCAACGUGACGCGUGACUCACUUCUGUGGAAAUCUGCAAAAAAAAUGUAUCUUCGUCAGGACAAAAAGGAAAAUGGAAUAACUUCCCCUUUAACUCAUGGAUUCAUGGAUUCAAACCCGCGACCGAAUCACUGGGAUGGAAGGAAAAGGCCUGGAACCAUUGCUCCGCCUGCACCCUCUCUCUCUGCAUCGACAAAGGGCCAAGGAACUUUACUUUAUCCUAAUAAUACUAGUAAUAAUAAUAACUAUAAUAACAAUAAUAAGAGACUUUGAAUAAUAAUGAUAAUAAUGAUAAUAAUGGUUUCUGAACACUGUCUUUGCUUCUAUUUGAGUUGCCUGCGAUAUCACGGCUUCUCGUUCAGCUCUUCCUUAACAAGUACACUUUAACCUUGAUGAAUGAAAACAUACGGUGAUAUUUUAUUGGUGGAGACGGAUGAAUGGGCGGAACGGAGGGGCGGGGCGGGGGGGGGGGGGCAGGAAGAAGAGAGAGGUGAGAGGAAAAGGAACGCGGGACGUUUUCUGGAUCAGAACAGGGAGGAAGGGAGGAGACGAGGCAGCGAGGUGAAGACGAUGGCGACGGGUGUGCCUCUCCAUCUACUGUGUUUGGGGGGGAAAUCUGUUUUAAAGGGAAAUUUCACCAGAAUUUCAUCAUGACUUUUUUUCUUUUCUUUCCUUCUUCUUCUUCUUCUCGGAGCCGCUCAGUGCGGCGACUUCCAACGGUUGGCAUGAGCAGAGGCUGUCGCAUUUUACUCUGGUUAAUAUGCGACUGUCGGCAGUGCAGUAGAGGAAUUAUGCAUGUCUGAUCAAACACAAACACACACACACACACACACACACACUCCGACGACGGUGUGAUGAGUAGCUCCCGGCCAAAUGUUUUGCCCUUCAUGAGAUCUCCCCGGAGUCGCCCAUUGUCUUUGUUCACAUCCUUCAUUUUCUCUUUCAUUCGUUUUGUCUUCCCCUCCGCCACACACACACACACACACACACACACACGCACACACGCACACACCUGCCAUGACAUCACCACCGCCAGCUCUCUUGGCAGAAAGAUUUCGACCGUGCGCCGCAUCGCCGUCUCAAUGAUGUCCCGGUGUAACCAUGGCGACCCGAUUCCUCCCCCGACAGCCUGUGAUGAUAAAGUCACGCCCAGAGGCCGGAGAGCUUUUGCCCGAUGGAGUCGGAGGGUGCAGCGAAGUGGUUAACGAUGACGACGCCCCUUUUAUUUUUAAAUGAUAAUGACUUGUGAUCAGAAGCAAAGACUUUUGGGACGAAAAGCCACAAAAAUCUUCCAAAACACUUAAAGUCCAUCUUUUCGCCACAGUCACACGCCGGCCAUUUUGGAGAGCUAGCUCAAACGCCGUUAUCAUGAUGAGUAAUGUUGUAUUCUGCUGUCAUCCAGGUUACGGCGUCUAACAGCUAACGUUGGCAUUCAACCACUGCGUAGCCAACAUAACUGUUUGCUAAUGUUACGCGAUAUGAUGGGGAAAGGAUUUCUGAUUCUAAAAUGUCAAUCUUUAGCCUUGGGGGUGAAAUGGACUGGACGGAAUCAAGCUAGCAGUGUAGCGUUAGCUUUUGUUGUGGUGUCUUUUCACCCAUGUAAUGUUCGUACAGUUUACAUUCCAACACAGCAGUUUGUUCCAAGUACAUUAGCAUUGGAUUUAGCAUUUAGCAUCUAGCUUACAGGCUUGAUUCAAACGCAUUUUACAUCCAAGGCUAACACCAUAUCUCGCCAUGAAUCAGAAUGAGAGAGAAAAAAUUGCGGGAUCUGACGCUUCCUAAACCCAAAACAAAACAGGUCUAAUGUGAUAAUGGGCCCUGCGUUGUCUUUAAUGCACUGGGAUGUUAGAUGAUUAUCAUAACCAUUAUCUUGUGAUCCUCUGCGACGCUCCAGGCGUUUAUUAAAUCAUCGGUUUGAUCGGUUAGCUCAGACUCACGCCGGGGAGGUCAGGUGUGCAGCGGGGGUUUAUGAAUUUCAAUUGGCUUUUAAAAUCGGCAAGCAGAGCGGCGAAGGGGGGAGGGGGUUGGUUGUACACCACGGGUUUGGUAAAUGUAAUGAAUAUGAAACACCAAGGUGGUGUUGUCAAAUUGUGAGGGGGACCAGUGUGUUAGUGCUUCCUUCCUAUGGGUUGAAAGCACAGACUGUAUAUGAGAAAUGGACGUAUAGUCACCGUGUCCGGAUUGUGAAGCCAAUGCAAAAGUACCUGAAGCCUGUAUUCGCUGUACUGACCAGCAGGGGGCGACUAUGCGAAAGCGACUCGACUGCUCACUUGAUUCAUAACGUCAGUAAAGCAUUUUCCUGAGGAGUUUAUGGUUCAAUCUCCAGUUUCAAGUCUUCUUCAAUAACAUGAUGUUCAUUUUGUUGGGGGCGUGGAUGCAGUGUGAUUGACAGCUAGGGCCGACCAAUGGUUGCAGGUGUAUGUGUAGUGGACGAGCUCUCAGUCAGGCCCCACCCCUCGCUCCUCCACACAUGGUUGCUUCUGGUUUCAAAAAACCAAGAUGACGCCCAAAAACAGAAAGCCUGGAGCUGCAGCUGCUCCUCGGUUUGUCAAAGGAAGUGGAUCUCCUGGUUACCACGGCAACCACCCUGCGUGCUACCACCUGAUAAUCAGGGCGGCGCAGCGCCACACAUGCGCCCCCCCCCCCCCCCCCCGAAGCCUUCUCCGUUACGCUCUGCCGUCAUCUCUCAUAUCCUCUCAGAAAAUAACUUUUUUAUGUUUGGGCUAAAAUGAUUUGGAGCAGCUACUCAUCACACACACACACACACACACACACACACACACACAACAUGUACAUGGCAUCAUUCAGGUUCCCCCCUCUCACCCUCUAAAGGGAUUUUGAGCUUUAAAAACAAAAACUUGUCUGACUCGUUUUUCUUUGUUGUUCAUUUUCCUUCUUUUUCUUUUUCUUCUUCUGGAUUUCCACGUGAAUGAAUGAAUGUAUAUGACUGUGUUAUUUUUCUAGAAGCGGACGGCUAGCGCACGUUGUUGACUCUUUAAUAAAGGCAUCCUUAGAAAACUG